Spodoptera litura is the source of this 2219-nucleotide messenger RNA. RefSeq names its product SPRY domain-containing SOCS box protein 3. Gene Ontology annotation, cellular component: SCF ubiquitin ligase complex. Gene Ontology annotation, biological process: proteasome-mediated ubiquitin-dependent protein catabolic process. The record is from RefSeq and is a predicted model, not a curated record. Gene Ontology annotation, molecular function: protein binding. Lineage: Eukaryota; Metazoa; Arthropoda; Insecta; Lepidoptera; Noctuidae.
AGUGGUUUUGUACGAUUCUUGAACGACCAAAGUGUAUAAAUACCCCUCUUCCACCACCGAACUGUCAAAAAUAAUCAAAUCAACUGACUGGUCGACGUGAAAUAACAGCACUACACCUUUUUUGGACUGUAUUAUAGUUUUGUUGUGAUUCUGAAUUAAAUGUGUAAUUGCGCAAGAUUCUAAUUUCUACAUGCAAAGUUGUGUAUUGUGAUAAAUCAUAGUGGAUUCAAGAUUUUUGUCAGUGAAUCGUGACUUUAUGAGGACAAAAUGAUAUCAAGACUAAUUCAUAAUGAGAGGACUGCGAGGAAUGCGAAGCCCUAUUGUCAGUGCUGGAACCAGAACAGACCUAGACUGUGGGAGAGCAGUGGAGGUUGUGCGUGUGGAGAGCAUGCUGACAUUAGUGAAUGGAGAUGGGAGAUGCCAGAGAGUACAGGCACCAGUUGGGUGAUGAUGUGUCCGGAUCAGAAGCAGGUGACCUUCCAUCCGUUCUACAGUUCCGGCACCGCUGCUGUCAAGGGAGAUACUCCGCUAGUCCGUGAUUACCACUACUAUUGGGAAAUCAAGAUGUUAACAGAGCCUUAUGGAACUGAUAUUAUGGUAGGCCUGGGUACAAACAAAGUCAACAUGGCGGAUUCUCUAUUCACAUUCACAUCGUUCCUGGGUCGGAACGGGGAGUCCUACGGGCUGUCGUACACCGGAGCCCUACGACACAACGCCUCCGUCACCAGGGAUAACGUAGGCUUCUGCAAAGGCAGCAUCAUAGGCGUCAAAGUGGACCUCUGGCAGGGCACACUGGAGUUUUAUAUUAAUAGAAAGUCGCAAGGCAUAUCAUUCUACAACCUCCGUCGGCAUCAGGCUCUAUACCCCAUGAUUUGUUCGACGGCGGCGCAGUCCUCAAUGCGGCUGAUUUACGCGGCGUCCUGGCAGGCCUCCCUGCUUGUGGACGCUGCCAAAAUCCUGGCCGCAUCAGUCAACGGAGAGAAGUCGCUGUUCCUACCUCCAGGGCUGAAGCAUACGUUAAAGUCACAGUUCUGGCUGACACUGCCUAAUCAUAAAUGUAUCCUAGACGUAGACGAAGAAACACCUGAAUUGAGUCCAUCAUCUCCAAGCAAGCCUGACUCGAGUAUGCUAAGCGAGUUUUUCUCGAGUCCUUUCAUGAAUGGCUACUACGUGGAUAAUGUUGAACGAGACUACAGAAUAGUCGUGUGGGAAUAAUUUCAAUUCUACAUGAAAAACAUUUACAGACAAAUCCUUCGACCAUUAGUUCUUUUCCGAUCUAUGGCCAAAUUAAUAAUAUUUUGCAAGUGUUUUACAAUGGGUGUAUGUGGUAGGAUUCUAUGGUAUUAUUUUAUCUGUAUUCAAAUUAAAGUGUAGGAAGGUAUUGUAUAUUUAAUAGGAUACGGUUAUAUUAAUAUAAUCCCACAGAUUAUAUUACAAGGGAUACAGUGGUCAUGAAAGCUGAAGUUUUGCCACCAGGCACAUUUUUAAAAUUAUGGGGGCCGCCGUUUUAUAGAUGAUGCUAAUGUGACAUCAGAUCUGUUUGUCUAAUCACAAUAGGUAUCAAAAUGAGGACUAGCUAAUUCUCUAAUGGACGAAUCUGAUGAACUGAUUACGUGAGGUCAAAAUUAGCGCAAUCUGGUUAGUGAAAAUACGUAUAAUAAUAAAUAUUUACCAAACAAUUAAAGGUAAAGAUGUGAAACCGCCCUUGACCGUGUCCCUUAGUGGUACCUAGAUGUACGCAAUAUUAUUUUAUUGUUAUUUAAAAUUUUAAUACCUACAUAGUAUUUUUGAUGUUAAUUCUAUUAUAAACUUAUAGAUUUUAUAUUAAAAGUUCUCUUAUUCCAGAAUAUGUGUACAAUGUCUAAUGUAGGCAUUAGGUAAGUACUUACCUGCUGAACUCCAUGAACUGUUCUUAUUAUGUAGCUUCAAAAAACAUGUUUUCUACUUACAUCUGCUCAUGUAGCUCAUUAGUGAAACAUAAGUUUCUUUAUUCUUUAUUCUGUAAUUUUCUUUGCUGUACAUACGAGUAAUACAAGUAGGUACUUACCAUGUGCUACGCUCAACAAUUAUUUGAAGUAAGUAAUAUCACUACUUUUUCUUCUCAUGGCAUAUUAUGGAGAAUUUAAUGAAUUAAAUACUCUAAAUACGAGUACAAAUUGUUUGCAAAUAUCUAUGAAAUGCUCCAAUAUAAAUAUAAGUAAGUACAUACCAUAUUUUAA